AUGGGGAGUACCAAGCUCUGCCUUUUGCUGCUGCUGGGCACAUACACACUAGCCCAGCAAGAUGUUGGAACUGUUGAGGAACAAUCUCCAGUUUGCUUUUUGGCCAAACGAUUCAAGAACUUCAGGCGGUUUGUGUACGACUAUGAAGCUGAGACCUUUAACGGCGUGAAUGGAGCAACAGACGACAAGAGCGGACCCAAAGUCUCCUGCAAAGUUGAGGUUGAUGUGCCCCAGACCUGUAGCUUCAUCCUCCGCACAACGGAGUGCUCUCUGAGCGAGAUCUCUAGUGUGGAUGAACAAGGGAUCCCAAUCUAUCGUCCUGCUGCUGGAGCCGAGGCUUUCAGAGCUGCCAUGGAGAAGAACCCCUUGAAGAUCACAGUUGAAGGACAGACCGUUGUCCAGCUCUACCCUGAGGAUGAUGAGCCUGUCAACAUCCUGAACAUCAAGAGGGGAAUUGUCUCUGCUCUCAUCGUGCCAGUAAUGGAAGAGGAGAGGAACAAGCAAAUGUCCACCGUGCAUGGAGUGUGCCCUACUGAUUUCACCGUCAACACCAGAGAGGACAUCGCCACUGAUGUGACCGUGAGCAGGGAUCUUUCCAAAUGUGACUCGUUCUUUGCCCGCAGGCAGCACACCAGUCCUCUGGCCCUCAUCACCGGCAUGAACUACCCUCUGUCCAAGAUGAUUAGCAGCACACAGACUUGCGACUACAAGUUUGACAACCAGAAGAAGCACAUGACCAGUGGAGUCUGCACAGAGAAACACAUCUUCCUGCCCCUGUCCCACAAGAGUGAAUAUGGCAUUUCAACCAUUGUGAAGCAGACUGUGACUCUGACAGAGACCGCCAAGAUCAACGACAGAAUCUUUGACCGCAAUGAGGACAACGUCAGGGACCUGUCCAUGGACGUUGCUGAUGACAAGUCCCCCGUCCAGACCAAGGAUGCUGCCAUCGCCACAUUCCAGGAGCUGAACACUCUGUCACAGACCACCCAGGGCGAGGAGCGUGCCAGCAUCUUCCACAAGCUGGUGUCCGAGCUGCGCGUCCUGAACGCCGAUAUCGUGGGAUCUGCUGCUGUUGAGAUGAUGGACAUGUCCAGCUCUCUGACAUGGCAAGCUCUGGCUCAGUGUGGCACCCCCGAGUGCACCAGCGCCAUGCUGAAGGUUCUCAGGACCUUUGACGAGGCUGCUCUUGAGGUUGAUGCUGCCGUCUACGCCCUGGGACUCCUGCCCAACCCCUCCCGCCUCAUGGUGAAAGACAUGCUGGCAAUGGCUCAGUACAAGCAGAGCAAACCCAUCAUGUAUGCUCUGAGCAAUGCAGUCAGGAAACUGUACCAGGCUGAGGGAGUCACCCCUGAGAUCACUGCUGUCUCCGACUUCAUGAAUUCCCUCCUGGGCGCAGACUGUGCUGGGGAGAAAGAUCUGACCUUCAUGACCUUGAGGGUCGUUGGUAACAUGGGAGAUGCGAUGGAGGCUGCUGAUGCUGCUAUUAAGACCACACUGAUGAAGUGCAUGAGACAGCCUGCAACCACACUGUCUGUGCAGCUGGCCGCCAUCCAGGCUUUCAGACGCAUGUCUGUGACAGAUGAGGUUCGCUCUAACCUCCAGAGGGUAAGCCAGUACCCCAAGGGUGCCGUGCAGAAGCGCUUGGCCGCUUACCUGAUCCUGAUGAGGAACCCCCAGGACAGUGACAUUGAGAUGGUGAAGAAGCUGGUCACACAGGAGCAGAACACACAGAUCAAGUCCUUUGUGACUUCCCACGUCUACAACAUCAUUUCCUCCGCUGACUCAGAGAUGCAGAUUAUUGGCAAGAAGAUCAUGGAUGCCCUGCAGGAAAAUGAGGUCGAGACCCACAACGAAUACACCACCAAGUCUCGCAACUACAAGCUGGGUAUGGCAUAUGAGAACAUGGGUGCCAGCGCUCAGGGCCACGUUGUCUUUGAUUCCAGCAACCAGCUGCCAAGGGAGGUCCUGCUGGAAACUACCCUGAAAGCUUUUGGUUUCAACAUGGAUGUUUGGGAGAUUGGUAUGCAAGGAAAGGGCUUUGAGCCAACCAUUGAUGCCUUGUUUGGAAAGAACGGGUUCUUCCCCGACACCGUGUCCAAAGCUAUGUAUUGGGCUGUAGACAACGUCCCAGAGCUGAACAAAUGGGUUAAUUUCCCGGAGUCUGAGACACGCAAGGUUCCAGAAAAUCUUGUCAGAGAAAUCGUCCGCAACUUCAACAAGCUGAUUAAAGAUCUGCAGAAUCAAGAGGCCCCAGAAGCCAUGGCCUACCUGAGGAUCAUGGGAGCUGAGCUCGGCUACAUCAAGGGCACUGAGCUGAAGGCUAUUGCUGAUAACGCAAUGAUGUAUGCAGAUAUUUUGAUGAGGGUCAUCCCCACUCAGGUUGUGGCUAAGCUGAUGUCCAGCACUGACAAUGAGAUCUUCGCCCAUUACAUCUUCAUGGACAACAAAUUCAUCAUGCCAACAGCCUCUGGUUUGCCACUGACAUUCGCUCUGUCUGGCACCUUUACUCCUGGCGCUAAGGGAGGCCUUCGAUUUGCCCCAAGAAUGAAGGAGCUGGUGUUUGCACCCUCUGUUGGAGUUGAAUUUGUGACUCAGAUGGGAGUCAAUGUCCCUGAAUUUGUUGUGUCCACUGUUGAGAUGCACACCAACAUGUACCAUGAGAGCGCUCUCAAUGCCAAGAUCACCAUGGAGGAGAACCAGAUCAAGCUUUCCAUCCCCGCCCCACAGGGCACCACAAAGUUCUUCAGCAUCAGCAACAAAGUGAUGAUUGUGGGUGCUGGUCACGCUACAGUGAUCCCACACUCACUGGGUGAAGCAAGCUGCAAUCCUCUCUUCUCUGGAAUCAAAUACUGCACAAAAACACUCCGUGCUGACACUGGCGACAAGACUGCUGUUCCUUACUUCCCCUUGAAUGGAGAGACUAAGUUUUCUGUGGACAUCAAGCCCACUAAUGAGGUCUCUGAGUACACAGCCACCAUUGCCUAUGAUCUCCUCAGCGAAGGAAAGGACGGUCGCCAGAAGGUCGAUUCUUUGAAGUUUGCCCUGAGAGCUGAGGGUGCUCAGCCCACUGAGGCUACAGCCACCAUGAAAUACAACAGGAACAGGAAUGUCUUUACCACCCAUAUUGAGAUACCUGACUUUGAUGUUGAGGCCGGCAUUAAGGUUGGCAUGACCUCCAGCAGUGCCAAAGGCAAAGCCAUCACCCUCGAGAUCUCCAACAAGAACGUGCCCCAGGUCUCUUUGAUUGGCCGUGCCAAGCUUCAGGCCAUGACUGAUGGCAUGCUGCAGGUUCAGCUGUUAGUGCCCUCACUCGAGACUGACGCCGCCAUUACCGCCACCAUGAGCCACCCUGGCGUAUUCACUGUGGAGAUCAAGAGUGAUGUCAAGCUGGCAGAGACCUCCUCUGUUCAGGCAGUCACAAUCAAAUACUGUGUAGAGCAGGCUGAGGUUCAGUUGAUGUCCAACAUAAAUGCUGACACAAAGAUGAUGGUAACUUCCACCAAAGCCCUCCAGACCUGGUUUGUUCUGUUUGUGGAGGAAAUCAUGGACCAGCAGGUUGUCAAGACUGACAUGAAACUGCGUCAUAUCUUCAACAAGGCUGUUGAGGCCAGCAAUAUCUAUAUGGACAAGAUCACAGCUGACGUUCCCUAUGUUGAGACUCUGAGAAACAAAAUGGCAAAUGUGGAAAUGCCUGAAAUGCCCACCAUGCCUGAAAAACUAUUCAUGAACCUUGAAAGUGCAUUCAAAUACCGGUUCAACUUGGAGCGUUUGAUCAUGACCAUCCCUCUGCCUCUUGGAGGCAAAUCAUCUGAGGAGCUGAGGAUUCCUCCAAUGGUCACCUCCCCACGCAUCUCCGUGCCUCAGCUGGGUAUGGAGAUUCCCUCACAGGAGAUCCAGAUCCCCACUUUCACUAUUCCUGAUGAAUACAAUCUCAUCCUGCCUCUGAUGGGCGUGGCCGAAGUGUCUGCCAAGGUCAACAGCAACUAUUAUAACUGGGAGGCAACAGCAUUUGCUGGUAACGAUACAGAAGAUUCUCCUACCUACUUUGCCAAGUUCAGCAUCCUGGCUGAGAGUCCAAUCGAGCUUCUCGCCUUCAAAACUGAGGGAGCUGCAACAAUCACCGACACAGCAGAGAAAACCAUGAGACUCGCCAUUGAAGGUUCCCUGAACCACAUGCUAAUGAACACAGGUUUCAAUGUGCUGGAAACCAUUGCUGUCACAGACAAUUUAAUGUCAACAGGAAAGUACAAUGUGUUUGCCAUCUCUCCUGUGGGUCUGGACACCUCCCUGACUGUUACCACCCAGGCUGGCCUCGACUCAAACAUGCUCUCCGGGGAUAUCAACAUAGAUGGAAGUGUGACUGUUGGACCCCUGACUGCCAGCACCACCUAUCUCCACACUUUCUCUGUUGAGCCAGCAAAGAAAGAAGCAAGACUAGAAAGCACACUGAGGGUCAACUCUGAAAUCCUGAAGCUUAUGAACAAGAUCAAGGCAUCAUAUGCAAAUGAGGAGCUUCUGAUUGAGUCAAACACCAACAUGAACAGUGACCCCAUCAAGCACACCACCAAAAUGAGCCUGAACUACAAGGAUGUCAAGCUGACCAUGCAGUCCGACUCUGUGACCAAGGCUGAUGAGCGAAUGCUUCGUAGUCAGAUGGCAUUCUCCACCUCUGACGGACAGGCCACCCUCAGGAUUGAGAAUCAAGCUGAUGACACCGAGAACCGUGCCUACUCUUUGGUCACUGGGUCCAUGAAUCCCUCAGGUUUGGAGAUCAAUGCUGAUGCCUCCUUGAACAUCUAUUCAAGCCUCGCCUCUCACAAGGCAACUUUGGCCUUGAAUAGCAAUGGCCUGAUCACCAGCUGUACAACAACUGCCCAGUACAGCCCAAUGACCUUCGAGAAUGUUUUCCAUGGUGGAAUUGAUACCACUGGUGCCACAAUGUCUCUCACCACUAAGGGAGGCAUCAAGGACAACAAAGCUGAGCUCAGUGUUGAGGGUAAGUUGGCCAGCACAGAAGUGCAUCUCAACGGCAUCUUUAAGGGAAACCUCUUUGACAUCGACACCAGGAACAGAGUGAACUUCAGAGUGAACGAAGAUGGCUUGAUCCUCUCCAACAACAUUGUCGGAUCUUUCAACGAGAUGAGGACCGAGAACACCCAUUCACUGUCUCUUACGCUGAGAUCUUUCACCCUCAACUCCAAGACUGACAAUGUCCUCAACCAGAAGAACUCCUACAUGCAUGACAUCACAGUUAACAUGGAGCGUUUCAUUGCCUCAGUCAUGGUGAAAAAUGACCUGAAGAUCAUGGCAGUUAACUUUGUGAAUGAUGCCCGGUUCAAGGCAGAGCCCUACAACAUGGAGCUGACUGGAACAAUGACCGGAGUCUUCUCAGAGGAAGAGCUCAAGCAUACUUAUGAAGUCAAGUUUGUUGACAUGGUCCUCUCUGCCAAGUGCAACACCAACGGUAGACUUCUGGGAACUCACAUGACACAAACCACUGAUAUGGAGGUUGCUGGCCUGAGCAUGAAGUUCAACAAUGUGGCUAACUUCAACUCACCAUAUCUUCAUCUGGAGAGCACAGUCAAAACUGUUGCUGAACCCUUCACUCUGAACAUUGAUGCCAUUUUCAACUCUGAUGGAGCUGUGUAUCUGUACGGACAGCACAGCGGUGAACUGUACAGCAAAUUCCUCUUGAAAGCAGAACCCAUGGUGUACACACAUUCAUUUGAGUACAGAGCCUCAACCACUCAUGAACUUGAGGGCAGGCCCACCAUCAAGACCAACAUGGAAAACAAGUUCAACAGCAUGCUGAGCCUCCAAGAGCAAAGUUUAACACUGAAGAUGACAUCCAAAGUAAAUGAGCACACACUUGAUCAGGAAAUGAGUGCCUAUAACAAUGUAGAGAGAAUGGGAAUUGAGAUGAUGGGAGCUGCCUCAACGACCCUCUUCAGUGAUGCAAGUGAAGAUUACACCAUCUCUGGAUUUGUGAAAUAUGACAAGAACAUGGACAGCCACUUCAUCCAGAUCCCAUUCAUUGAGCAUCUGCCAGCAGUUAUUGAAAAUGUAAAGACCACAGUGAUGAGGCUGAUGGACCAGAGCAUUGAGAUGGUGAAAGACAUCAACACCAGGUAUGAGAUCAGUGCCAAGUUUCAGAACAAAUUGUCUGAACUGAAGGAGGUAAUUGAUAACUUUGACUUCAACCUAUUUGUCCAAGACCUGAGGAAGUAUAUCAGCUCAGUGGAAAACUAUGUGACCAACCUGACAGCCAAAUUCCCAGCUGACAAAGUCAUGAAUGUGGUGAAAUCAAUGAAAGACGCUAUCGUGGCUUGGCUCAAGAAAUAUGACAUUGCUAACAAGUUCAAUGCAAUUUAUGCCAAAGUAGAAGAGAUCCUGUCCAGCUAUGAGGUUGAGAAGAUGAUUGCAGCCAUCAUGGAUGAGAGUGUUAAAAUUAUGAAGCAGUAUCAAGUGAGGGAAAAGAUUCAGUCUGCAUUUGCUGCUCUCAAGUCAGUUGACAUCCAGCCUGUGCUCGAAAGAGUUAUGGUGCCUGUUCAGGAGCUUGUGAAUGAGCUGUAUUCCUUCAACUUCAAACAGCUGAUUGAUGACAUGAGCGAAUAUUUCAUGAGAAUGCUUCAGAAGAUCAAAUCAUUUGACUAUGACACAUUCACUAUGGAGCUGAAAGAGAAAGUGGCAGAUAUGACCAAGAUUCCCUGCUUUGGAAAACUCUACGGAGAGGUCAGUGUCAACUCACCUCAUUAUAAAAUCAGGACCACUGCUGACCUGGAAAACACCACAACUGACUCAGAAACACCAGAGUUCAAAAUGAACCUUAACUCACGGGCUUCAUCCACUUUGAGAGUUCUUGACUUCACAGUAGAUGCCAGUGUUCAUGUCGCUGCACCCAAGAUGAGUCGUCUGUCAAUCUCAGAGAACAUCAAAGUUGACCAGUCAAGCAUUACACUCGACCACAAGGGAACAAUGACCCUCUACGGCUUGUCAGCUCAGGCUUCUGCUGAAACCACCGCAAAGGCCGACACUGAGCCCUACGUUGGAGAGCUUUUCAACAGUGCAUUCUUUGCCAUGGAAAAUGGAGUUUCUGCCAAUGUAGAGACUGACUACAAGCACAACAUCAACAUGCCACUCAUCAACAUCUUCAGUGAAACAUCAAUGAACCAAAAGACCCUUUUCAAGCUUGAGGAAGGCACUGCCACACUGACCAUCAACAAUCUAGCUAAUGGAAAAUACGCAGUCCAGGACUUCUCGGAUGAAGCAACCCACAAGAGUGACAUGGAGGUGGUCAUGGAUCUCCACACAGCCAAAGUGACUUUCAUUGGAGAAACAGGCAGCAGCGUAUUCAAAAUGAAUCAAAAUGUGGUUGCAGAUAUUUGCAUUUUCCGCCACAUAAUUGUCAACAUCCUGGCUGAGACAGAAACACCCAUCAUGAAGGCCAGCAUUGCAGACAUCAAGUUCCAGGCUAAGGUUGAAGACAUGAAAAUUGAUUUCACUGCCUCUCACAAUGCAGGGCUGACCGGACCAGUUGAGGGAACUCUCUCAAGCUCUAUGCUCGCUUCAGUUACACCAGCUGAGCUUGUGUUUGACACCAAGAACAAGGGAAAUGUCAAGGUUGCCCUUCCAUUCAGCCUGUCUGGAAAGGUGGAUCUCCAGAAUGAUGCCUCCCUUAUCCUGAACUCUGAAGUGCAACAAGCUAGCUGGACUGGUCUGGCAAGAUUCAACCAGUACAAGUACUCCCACUAUUUCACCAUGGAUAAUGGUGACAGCGAAAUCAGCGUAUUCUCCCAGAUUAAUGGAGAGGCCAAUUUGGAUGUGCUGAAGCAACUUAUCACCAUUCCUGAAAUCAAUGUGCCAUUUGUUGGUUUUAAGACACCAAGAGUUCAAGACUUUUCACUGUGGGAAAACACUGGCCUGAGCAACAUCCUGACCACAACUCAGCAGACAUUUGACAUGAGCUCCAAGCUGAAGUACAUGAAGAACCCUGAGAUGAUCACCAUUGACAUUGACAUGGAUCCAAUCAUCAAUGCCAUUAAUAGCAAUGUCAAGACUCUGCACAAGAAAGUGCUCAUCAGCAAGGACAAGGCUGCUGACAUGCUGGCUAACUCUUACAACAAAGCAAAGGCUGAGUAUGAGAAAUAUAGCAUUGAGCUGCCCAAAACCAUCACAGUCCCUGCUUACAGAGUUCCAGUGAUGAAUGUUGAGGUUUCCACAUUCACUAUUCCUCUGCCCGACUUCAGUCUCAUCACAAUGCCCGCUCUGCAUGUCCCAUCUGCCCUCAGCAAGUUGACCCUGCCAAAAAUCACUCUGCCCAAAAUCCAGAACAUCAGGAUCCCAAAAAUGGGUGAUCUGACCUACGAGCUCUCUGUGAAAACAGCGAUGGUCACACUGAAAACUGAUGCCAGCAUCCUCAACCAGGACAGCAUCGUCAUCAAACUUGAUGCUUCUUCAACCUCUGAAUUUGAGUUUCUGAAUGGAAGAAUUGAAGGCAACAGCAACCUGAACACAGUUGAUGGAUUAAGAGUGGCCUCUGUCCUGUCUGUAAAACAUUUAAUGCUCGAGGGAAACCACGACAGCACUAUCGUCCUCAGCUUUGACAAUGUUGAUACCUCCAUCACCAAUUCAGCAAAGGUCAAUCUGCCUGACACGACUGUGGAAAUCUACCAGGAGAUUGCUGGAAACCCAGAAGAAGGCCUUGUUGUCUCUUUGUCAGCUCCAUCUGCAGGGCUCAUCGCUCUUCAGAUGCAGACCAAGCGCCCAGCACAAGUGAAAGCAAGACUCUAUGGUCGCUACCCGUCUGAGCCAACAACUGACAUUGAAAUCUUGGGUCUGAGGAUGUCUGUGGUGAAUGCUGAGAAGCUGAACCUUCAGACAAGCUGGAAUAUGGAGAUGCCCUAUGAGAUGAUGCUUCGUCUGCAAGAACAGGUGCCCGUAAUCAUGGAGGUGGUGUCUGAGCCUGCAAUCAGGGCAUACAAGAUUGUCUACAAACAGGCUAGCAGGCUUGAGGGUUCUUUUGAGGAGGCAAAGGAGCAGGGAAAAGUGAUGUUCAAGAGAGCUGUUGACAAUCUUGCAAGAGUAAAUCCUUCCAAUGUUAUGACCACUGUCACAGAUAAGACCAUUUUGAUCCUCAAAGAAUACCAAAAGAAAGUUGAAAUUGUCCUGGAUGCUGUUGUUAAAUUCCUGAGAGAGACCAAGUUCCAGAUCCCUGGUUAUGAGGAGAGGCUGUCUGGGCUUGAGGUCUAUCAGAAAUUCAGUACUUUUGUUGCAGAUGUAUCUGAGGAGGCUGUUCAAAAGGUUCCAGAGUACUUUGCCAUCAUGUUUACAUCAGUCAUUGAUCGUGUAAAAGCCACUGAAUUCACUCUUCCUGGCUCUAACUAUGUUGUCAUUGGAAGAGAAAUUCUUGAUGACUUGUUUGUAGCUUUGAGGAAAAUUCAGGACCAGGUAAUUGUCACUGUGAGGAAACUGGGGGAUAUCCAGCUGGAAGAUAUCAUUAACAAAUUCUCUGCAUUCAUUCAGUUUACCAUUGAACAAAAUGAGAAGUUCCUCCAAACUCUAAAAUCUCAGAAUGUAGAGAGGUUCUCAACCUUUGUGACUGAUGUCUACAAUGAUGCCAUGAACUCCCAGGUCCUUGCUGAUGUUGCCAAGCAGGUUGAAUCAGCCCGCAGAAUUAUUAUGGAAUAUGUAAGAGCCGUGAGAGCUACAGUCCAGAAUAUUUUGGCUGACAUGUCUUUUGAACAGCUUCAAGCUGACAUCCAGUCCUGGAUUGGCUUAUUGGUAAAACGUGUCAACGCUUUCCAAAACAAUGUCAUUAAAACCCUGAAGGAGAUUAGCAAAAAUGUUGAACCAUUUGUGAGAGUAGGUGACAGACAGAUGGAGGUUGACAUUCCUUUACCAUUUGUUGCCAAAUUCAACUAAGUGACCAUGGCUAACUAACAGUGUUUGUAUUGACUGUGUCUGUUGUGUAACCAUCUAAGACACUGUUAAAUGUGUUCUACCAAAAAAUACAAAGUUGUAUUCUAACAACUGUUAUCUGUAUCCUGUUUGUCUCUCUCUCGGUUUUUCAAAUUAUUAAUUUCUUUGUAUUUCACAGUAUACUCCCAGUUGUUUUGACCCUACUGUGCUCCCUUUGUGUGUCUUGUACUAUUUAAAAACAAUAUGUGGCCCUCAAUAAAGACAGUUUGUACUGCAUA
Molecule: messenger RNA, 10196 nt
Organism: Acanthopagrus latus (yellowfin seabream)
Lineage: Eukaryota; Metazoa; Chordata; Actinopteri; Spariformes; Sparidae
Product: apolipoprotein B-100-like
Exons: 26
Coding region: 1-9921 (3306 amino acids)
Biological process (GO): cholesterol homeostasis; triglyceride mobilization; cholesterol transport
Cellular component (GO): low-density lipoprotein particle; mature chylomicron; very-low-density lipoprotein particle
Molecular function (GO): low-density lipoprotein particle receptor binding; cholesterol transfer activity
Source: RefSeq, a predicted model, not a curated record